GACUCUGGUGAAUUGCGGUAUAUAUACUACAAUCUGUAGUCACUGUAUUUUAUAAAUAAAGAUAAUGAAUGAUACUUUGAACGGUCAGUUAAAUAAUGCCAUACCCUUGAAAUUAGAUAGAUAAAAAUAUUUAUUAGUCGUCUUAGCUAUCUUUUCAUCAAUAUGAAUCUAAACACUGUGCGUCAGUCACUAAAAAGUAUUAUAAAAUCGCGAAUUCAAUACAAUUUUAAAAUGAAAUACUCUACUGAAAAUGUUUCUAACAAAUACAAAAUGUUAUCAGUGUCAGUACCAAAACAGUUUGUCUAUUUAGUACAGUUAAACAGACCUGAGAAGCUCAAUGCUUUAAACAAUGAUAUGUGGAAAGAAUUUACAACGUGCUUUGAUGACUUGGCAGUAGACCCAGAGUGCAGGGUGAUAAUUCUCUCUGCUGUUGGCAAAGCAUUUUGUGCAGGUAUUGAUAUCCAUGAUAUGGUAAAAUUGGGUCAACAAUUAGCAGAACACGAAGAUGUUGCAAGGAAAUGUAAAAUUUUGCAGCAUAAAAUAAGAGACUACCAAGAUAGUUUCACUGCAAUAGAAAAGUGUCCAAAGCCUGUAAUAGCAGCUGUGCAUGGUGCAUGUAUUGGAGCAGGUAUAGACAUGAUAUCUGCAGUUGACAUUCGUUAUUCUACUUCCGAUGCAUGGUUUCAAAUAAAAGAGGUAGAUAUUGGUAUGGCUGCUGAUGUGGGUACAUUGCAAAGGCUUCCAAAAAUUGUAGGUUCUGAUAGUUUAGCCAGAGAAUUAGUAUACACUGCAAGGAAAUUUACGCCCUCUGAGGCACUACAAUGUGGCUUUGUUAGUCGUGUAUUUGAUAGUCAAGAAAGUUUAAUGGAUAAUUCAAUGAAGCUUGCAGAAGUAAUAGCAAGUAAAAGCCCAGUUGCAGUGCAGGGAUCAAAGAUAAAUUUGAUUUAUUCAAGAGAUCAUUCCGUCCAAGAGAGCUUGGAUUAUAUGGUUGUGCAUAAUCAAGCUAUGCUUCAAAGUGAAGAUCUUGUAAAUGCUACUAUGGCUCAGAUUUCUAAAGGGAAUCCACCAAUUUUUUCAAAAUUGUGAAUAAAUAUAUAUUUUGAUGAUAUUUAUAUAUGGAAGAUGAAUUUAUAUGUUUUAUAAUUUGAAAUCAUAAUAAAGAUAUAUUUUAAAUGUUUCUAAAA
Osmia lignaria (orchard mason bee) is the source of this 1184-nucleotide messenger RNA. RefSeq names its product delta(3,5)-Delta(2,4)-dienoyl-CoA isomerase, mitochondrial. The record is from RefSeq and is a predicted model, not a curated record. Gene Ontology annotation, cellular component: mitochondrion. Gene Ontology annotation, molecular function: delta(3,5)-delta(2,4)-dienoyl-CoA isomerase activity. Lineage: Eukaryota; Metazoa; Arthropoda; Insecta; Hymenoptera; Megachilidae.